Messenger RNA from Pimephales promelas (fathead minnow), 2603 nucleotides. It is a transcript of the gene cdk15, whose product is annotated as cyclin dependent kinase 15. The record is from RefSeq and is a predicted model, not a curated record. Gene Ontology annotation, cellular component: cytoplasm; cytosol; nucleus. Gene Ontology annotation, molecular function: cyclin-dependent protein serine/threonine kinase activity; ATP binding; cyclin binding. Gene Ontology annotation, biological process: protein phosphorylation. Lineage: Eukaryota; Metazoa; Chordata; Actinopteri; Cypriniformes; Leuciscidae.
UCUGAUGAGAAACGUCUUUACAAAACCACUGUAUAGAUGUGACUGUAUGGGAUUUUCUCACACUUACAUUCUUUUAUUCUCUUAUUUCUCUCUCACAAUCACCAUUUCUCACUGUCCGUCCCAUCAUGCUUUUCUCUCCUGCGAAUGAAUGGAUGCAUUUGUUCCCCUUAGCAAGUAUAACAUGGCUGUUUGUGUUUGCUUUCAUGGAUGGGAGAUGGAGUCAUAAGACCAGGCCUGCAGACACACACACACACACACACUUUCCCAUGCUAGUCAUAUGAGUUUUAGGGCUUAAUCAGAGAUAGAGAGAGAGUAAGUGAGAGCGGAGGAGAAUUGGAGAUGGAGGAUUUCCUGUGGAGAAUGCGGGUCUGGGCGUCCGUGUGCUUGAGGAAAUGUUGUUGGUGUUGUGGAGAUAAAACAGUCAGAAGGGAAGAAAAAGAGGAAAUGUUUGAGAUGAGAGUAGAAGAGAUAAAAGAAACAAUCAAAACAGAAGAAAAACCAUCAAAGACUUGGAGUGUGUCCUCCCUCCCAGUCGCUGAGCUGGGUGAGCUGGACGGGGUGGAGAAACCACAGCCGCACUGGUUUCACACGCUGCAGGUGCGACGGCUCAGAGUUCAGAGGGGCCGCAGUAACAGCGAUCCGAUGGGAGGAAAGAGCUUCCAGCAAGAGUUCCAGUGGAAAACUGGCCUGCAGUUUGGGAAUGCAACAUCUUAUCUUAAUCUCGAAAAACUUGGAGAGGGCACAUAUGCCACAGUUUACAAAGGAAUUAGCAGGAUAAAUGGUCAUCUCGUGGCUUUAAAGGUGAUUCACAUGAAAACUGAAGAAGGAAUUCCAUUCACAGCUAUUAGAGAAGCCUCCUUGUUAAAAGGCCUCAAACAUGCCAACAUAGUCUUGCUCCACGACAUCAUUCACACGCGAGAGUCUCUCACCUUUGUCUUUGAGUACAUGCAAACAGAUUUGGCUCAAUAUAUGAUUCAGCAUCCUGGCGGACUUCACUCUUACAACAUCAGGCUCUUCACGUUUCAGUUGCUCCGAGGAUUGUCUUACAUUCACAGCAGAAGAAUUCUGCAUCGAGACCUCAAACCUCAGAAUUUGCUCAUCAGCUAUCUGGGAGAACUCAAAUUAGCCGAUUUUGGUCUGGCCCGAUCUAAGUCCAUACCGUGCCAAACGUACUCCGCCGAGGUCGUGACUUUAUGGUACCGCCCGCCAGAUGUUCUCAUGGGCUCCACUGAUUACUCCACAGCCCUGGACAUCUGGGGAGCCGGCUGCAUUUUUAUUGAGAUGCUGCAGGGGUCACCAGCGUUUCCUGGAGUUGCUGAUGUCUUUGAGCAGCUGCUGAAGAUUUGGACAGUCGUCGGGGUCCCGACCGAGGACAGCUGGCCAGGUGUCAGUGAUCUGCCGAACUACAAACCAGAGUGGUUCCUGCCCUGCAAGCCCCGGCAAUUUCGAGAUGUCUGGAAAAGACUCGCUCAGUUACCUUAUAAGACGGAGGACCUGGCCCAGCAGAUGCUGAUGAUGAUUCCAAAGGACAGGAUUUCAGCCCAGGAUGCAUUGCUGCACCCAUAUUUCAACACUCUUCCACCUCCGUUAAUGCAUCUAAGGGACACCGUGUCCAUCUUUAAGGUGCCGGGCGUGAGGUUAGAGCCGGAAGCGAGGGAUAUCUUCAGCCCCAGCAGACGAAUGAAAUCGCCUCUUGCUCCGCUGGCCAAGUGCUGGUGAAAGACUUGUCUUUGUAAAUAGUUGGUGUGCUCGUGAAACCAAAAACACGCCAGCAUGAGUAAACGUGACACUGUUGCAGCAUGACGGUCAGUUUGUAUAUGCAGAUCUAAAUCAGCUUUAUCAAAUUUAGGCUAUUUCUUAGGGAAUAUCAGAUUACAUUUCAUAAGAAUCAUGUUUUUACAUUUUGGACCAGUAAUAGCUUAGAGAAAGUUUAAUGGUAGAUCGUGACGAUCCAAGUCGAAGCUGAUUUAUCACCAGGAUCCAUGCAUUCAAACACUGUAUUUUGAGAUCGUAUUCACGGAGAGAGGAUCAGAUAUGUCUGCUUUCCUGCCUCUCAGCAAAGUAAUGUUUACAGCACACUUUCAUUGUGAACAAGUUUGAAUUAAAUGCACUUUUUUUGUAUAUAUUGCACAGAAAAGAGUGAGAGUGUAAGAGAGUUGAAUUGGGAAUGUGAUAUGAGAAUACGUGGAAGAAUAUACCUACUAAUAUUUCAAAGCUCUAUUGUAUAGUGUGCAGGUGAAAAAAAUACUUGUAUGCGUGCAUAAAACACCUGGAGAGUCUCUCCUGAAAUUACCUGUUUUUGUACAGCACAUACUCAUAUUUCUGUGGCCAGCGUGUCAAAACAUGUUUAGUACUGUUUUUAGCUAAGUUUGUAUCAAGUUCAUCAUUAAUAGUGUCAGUAUAUUUACAUUUUAAAUGUGUAUGUAUGUAUGUAUAAGAUGCAGCUUCUAAGUCAAUGUUCUAAGUGAGAGGUGCACAGCAAUAAUCGUCACCAACAAAUAACCAAUAGCAAUCACUCAAUGCUGAUGUCAUACACAAACUUCAACAUAAUCUGCAAUACUGUGAAAAUUGUGUAUGUGUUGAUAAAAUUGUAUACAAUCCCA